Messenger RNA from Gongylonema pulchrum, 618 nucleotides. NCBI's taxonomy places the organism in Eukaryota, Metazoa, Nematoda, Chromadorea, Rhabditida, Gongylonematidae. The record is from the annotation of a GenBank genome assembly.
AUGUUUAUUGGAAUAUUUGGCUUUCAGGCGCGUCAUCCACAGCUUCUUUACGAGAGUAAAGUCUACAAGAUCCUGCAAGGUGGCGUUGGCAUACCGCACAUUCGUUGGUAUGGCACCGAAAGGGAGUACAAUGUGCUAGUGAUGGAUUUGCUAGGACCUUCGCUGGAGGACCUGUUCAACUUUUGCAGUCGUCGUUUUACGAUGAAAACCGUGCUGAUGCUUGCUGAUCAGAUGAUCGGCCGAAUUGAAUAUAUUCAUCCGGACAAUUUCAUGAUGGGAAUUGGACGACACUGCAAUAAGUUGUUCCUGAUUGAUUUUGGAUUGGCGAAGAAAUAUCGCGAUUCGCGCACUCGAGCACAUAUACCGUAUCGGGAAGACAAACAGAAAAAUGUUGACGGAGGAUCGUUUCAGAAUCUGACCGGCACAGCACGGUACGCUUCUAUCAAUGCGCAUCUCGGAAUUGAACAGUCGCGAAGAGAUGAUAUGGAAUCACUGGGAUAUGUUCUGAUGUAUUUCAACAAGGGAACACUGCCAUGGCAGGGUCUGAAGGCAGCAACGAAGAAGCAAAAAUAUGAAAAAAUUAGCGAGAAGAAAAUGUCAACGCCAGUUGAGGUAUGA